Coccinella septempunctata (seven-spotted ladybird) is the source of this 1822-nucleotide messenger RNA. Its product is annotated as putative ATPase N2B. Gene Ontology annotation, molecular function: ATP hydrolysis activity; ATP binding. The transcript has a single exon. The record is from RefSeq and is a predicted model, not a curated record. NCBI's taxonomy places the organism in Eukaryota, Metazoa, Arthropoda, Insecta, Coleoptera, Coccinellidae. Gene Ontology annotation, cellular component: cytoplasm; mitochondrion. The coding region runs from base 206 to 1507 and encodes 433 amino acids.
CCCUUCCACAACGUCAACAGUGGCAUAGAUGUCAAAAAUUUCGGAUAACCCCACUUUUACAUUUUUAAUUUAUUUUUAUUCAAUGAAAUAUGAAAUUUUCACUGUCCGUGAGCACCAUUUAUAGAUAUAUUAAUACGUAAGACAAAUGAUUACGUAAAAGAGCACAUAUUUUACAUAUCUGGAAGGACACCAAAUCAUUUAGAAAAUGAGUUUCAAACAAAAACAUUUACUUAAAAAAUACAAGCAAGUACUUCAUUUAAUUGCGCUUAGAAAUAAUUCAUCUUAUACCUCUUCAAAUGGCCCUUUAGCAGUACUUACUAAGAGAUACGAGGCUGGUGAACUCUCAAAAGAUGAGAUUCAAUUAGAUGCUUGUCGAUCUUUACAGAAAGUUUAUGAUUCAUUACAAACAUAUGCUCCGACCAAAAGAAAUAUCUUCAGCAAAUUAUUUUCGAGAAAUGUGGAUCAACCUAAAGGUUUAUACCUCUAUGGAGCUGUGGGAGGUGGAAAAACAAUGCUUAUGGAUUUAUUUUACGAUUGCUGUAGUAUCGAUAAAAAGUCAAGAGUACAUUUCAACGAAUUCAUGGUGAACGUUCACAAACAAAUACAUGCAAUCAAAAAUAAGUAUGGACCCCAAUUCUCCGCAAACUCAAAGCCCUUCGAUCCAAUUCCAAUAGUGGCGGAAGAGAUUAUCGACAAGAGUUGGCUAAUCUGCUUCGACGAAUUUCAAGUGACCGACAUAGCGGAUGCUAUGAUUUUAAAGCGAUUAUUCACGCAACUCUUUUCAAACGGAGUCGUCGUCAUAGCCACGAGUAACAGGAAGCCCGAAGACUUGUACAAGAACGGUUUGCAAAGAUCGAAUUUCGUCCCUUUCAUACCGAUACUGAAAAGAUACUGUGAUGUAUACAACCUCGACUCAGGUAUAGAUUAUAGGGUUAAAACGAUGAAAGAUAAGAAAGUUAUGUAUUUCGUUAAAUCGGAGCACAAGUUGGAUCCGGUUUCGCCGAUAUUCAAACUGUUGGUUUCCAAGGAGAACGACGUUGUUAGAACGAAAACUUUCACGAUUUUAAAUAGGAACGUAACGUUUCGUAAGGCUUGCGGAGGGGUGUUAGAAUCUAGUUUCGACGAACUAUGUGGAAGGCCUAUAGGCUCCAACGAUUAUUUACACCUGGCACAGUAUUUCCACACUAUAAUCAUCAGGGACAUCCCUCAGUUAAGCCUGAAACUCAAGUCCGAAACCAGACGUUUCAUCAAUAUGAUAGACACGUUUUACGAUAAUAGACUGAGGAUAAUUUUAACUUGUUCGGUCCCCUUGAACGACUUAUUCUGUAAGGAGAAGAUCGACGACGACGUCGAACAGAGAGUUUUGAUGGACGAUUUGGAUCUGAAUAAGGCGGAUGCGAGCGCUAACGUUUUUACAGGCGACGAAGAAAUAUUCGCUUUCGAUAGAACGAUCUCUAGGAUCACCGAAAUGAUCAAUGCGGAGUACUGGAAAAAAUUCGAAAGAUGAUGAAUACUCGAGGAAUUAAUAGGAACAAUUGAAAAAUAGUUUUAAUUACUUCAAAGUCAAAUUUGAUCCAGUUCCCAGUGUUAAAGGCUGGAAGAUUGGAUAAAUUCUUACUCCGAGAGAGCCGCAGUCUACUUAAUAGGAGCACAAUUUUUUUUUGUAUAUAUUCGACUCCAAUGGUUGUGAAAUAGGUAGGCGAAAUAAGUUUUUUUUGAAUUGUUAAAAAUGUAUUCAGUUAUGUAUAUUUUAUUUGUUUUUUAUUGUUUUAUCGCCAACUUUGUGAUCUAUUUAAAUGAAUAAAUAUCAGAUUUAGUUAUA